AUGAAUAUACGUCCAGCUACUCAUGCUGGUUCGUGGUACAGCAAUGAUCCAAAAUUACUCAAGAAUCAAAUUCAAAACUAUGUUACACCAAAACCAAUUAAGGGGGCAAGAGUUUUAAUAGGACCUCAUGCUGGAUACACUUAUUCAGGUGAAAGAUUAGCUGAAACUUUCGGAGUUUGGGAUUCUACAAAAGCUAAAAGAAUAUUUUUAUUAGGACCUUCACAUCAUGUUUAUUUUAAAAAUAAUGUUUUACUUUCACCUUUUGAUGCUUAUGAAACACCAUUUGGAAAUUUACCAGUUGACACCGCCACAAUUAAAGAAUUAUUAAAAAAUAAAUUGUUCAAAAAGAUGUCUGAAGAAGUAGAUGAAGAUGAACAUUCAUUUGAAAUGCAUGCUCCUUUUAUAUAUCAUUAUGCUGAAAAAUCAAAAGAUUUACCAAAAAUAAUACCAAUAUUAAUUAGUGGAUUAGACCUGAAUUCACAAAAACAUUUAGUAGAUGCAUUAUCUCCUUAUAUAGGGAAUGAAGAAAAUCAUUUUGUUAUAAGUUCUGAUUUUUGUCAUUGGGGUUCAAGAUUUGGUUAUACAAAAGUUUUAUCAAAUAAAAAUGCUACAUUUGAUACAUUGGAACAAAAUUUAGUUUCCAUAAAUCAAAAACCAAAAGAGUUUGAAAUUUAUAAAUCAAUUGAAUUAUUAGAUAAAAUUGCACUUAAAAUAGCUACUAAAGGAUCUUCUAAAAAAUGGAUAGAAUAUAUUAAUACAACUGGUAAUACAAUUUGCGGGCAAAAACCAGUUUCAAUUAUAUUACAACUUUUAGAAAAAUAUGGUUCAAAAGAAGGGUUUAACUGGAUUGGAUAUUCACAAAGUAAUCAUGCAACAAGUUCAAGAGAUAGUAGUGUUUCAUAUGCCUCAGGAUAUGUUAAAUUAUGA
Messenger RNA from Lodderomyces pseudojiufengensis, 927 nucleotides. RefSeq lists its product as uncharacterized. Bases 1 to 927 code for a protein of 308 amino acids. The transcript has a single exon. The record is from RefSeq and is a predicted model, not a curated record. Lineage: Eukaryota; Fungi; Ascomycota; Pichiomycetes; Serinales; Debaryomycetaceae.